Molecule: messenger RNA, 2051 nt
Organism: Lepus europaeus (European hare)
Lineage: Eukaryota; Metazoa; Chordata; Mammalia; Lagomorpha; Leporidae
Product: OTU domain-containing protein 1-like
Exons: 1
Coding region: 1-972 (323 amino acids)
Biological process (GO): protein deubiquitination
Molecular function (GO): cysteine-type deubiquitinase activity
Source: RefSeq, a predicted model, not a curated record
AUGCAGCUCUACAGCAGCGUCUGCGCCCGCCUCCCCGCCGCAGGCCCGGGCCCCGCGCCCGCCGCGCCCGCCGCGCCCGCCGCCGCCUUCACGGUCUCGCCGGAGCCCGCGCCCGCGGAGGGCCCGCCCGCCGCCGCCGCCGCCGCCAUGCCCGCGCUGUCCUCCUGCUUCGAGCUGGCGCCCGCCGGCCCCGCCGCGCCCUGCAGGCCGCCGCCGCGCUUCACGUCCGCGGCGCAGGUCCCCGUGCGCGGCCCGGGCGCCGCCCGCCCGCCGCGGCCCAGCCCCGAGCCCGCCGGCGCGGACGCCGAGCCCCGCGACGAGAAGCUGGCGCUGCACCUGGCCGAGGUGGACAGGCAGGACAGGUACCUGCGGCAGCGCGACAGGUUCCGCUUCCACAUCGUCCCCGACGGCAACUGCCUGUACCGCGCCGUGAGCAGGGCGGUGCGCGGCGACCAGGCCCUGCACCGCGAGCUGCGCGAGCAGACGGUGCACUACAUCGCCGACCACCUGGACCUCUUCGGGCCGCUCAUCGAGGGCGACGUGGGCGAGUUCAUCGUGGCCGCCGCGCAGGACGGCGCCUGGGCCGGCUACCCCGAGCUGCUGGCCAUGGGCCGCAUGCUGAACGUCAACAUCCACCUGACGACGGGCGGCAGGUGGGAGAGCCCCACCGUGUCCACCAUGGUGCACUACCUGGGGCCCGAGGACGCGCUGCGGCCCAGCAUCUGGCUCAGCUGGCUCAGCAACGGGCACUACGACGCGGUGCUGGACCGCUGCUACCCCAACCCGGAGUACGAGCGCUGGUGCCGGCACACGCAGGUGCAGCGGCAGCGCGACGAGGAGCUGGCCAGGGCCAUGGCCGUGUCGCUGUCCAAGAUGUACAUCCAGCAGAACGCGUGCUCGGGAGGCCCCGGGGACGGGGCGGCAAGCGCCGGAACGCCGAGCCGGGUCGCGCACUGGGCGGCCCUCCCAUAGACGUCCCGGGGCUUGUGCUGCCUUCACGUCUCGUCUCGCUUUCCUUUGCCCUGUCUUGGUCUCCGGGCCGGAGGUUGCUGGGCACCUGCGCGUCUCCGGAGAGCUCUGGGCGACCCCACUGCUUCCUUCCGGCCUGCUGAUUCCUCGCCGCGUGGAUCUGGUUCCUUCCCGGCAGUCUAUUUUAUAUAUUAAAAAAAAAAAAAAGAAAUGUAUUUUUGCACAACCUUUUUAAAGACUGGCGGCCCGCCCUCGCGGGAUGCGACGGACGGCUCUCAGACACUGCUCUCCGUGAACUUGCUCUCUGGGACAGACAGGCUUCUGUGGCGGGUGGGCGUUGUCGCGGACAGGGGAAUCUCACCAUCGUGUCCGUGAUUCCGCGUGGACGUGGCUGCGUCCGUGUAUCCGGACGACCCACCCAUUCCUUGUUGACGAGGCAGAUUUGUUGUUACGGAAAUCAUUAUUUUUCUAGAGAUGGUCGGUUUUUUUUUUUUUUUUUAAAGGACUCAAGGGAAGGUGUGGGAAGAUUUUGUUUGUUUUCCUUCAGAGGUAGUGCCGGGUCUUACUUGAAUUAAAGUCUUGAUUUCUGCUGUGGGCGGAGCGCCCGUGAUGGCUGCUCUGGCUGGUGUUCAGUGGAUUGUCUGCCCUCGGUUGCUUUAUCUCCAGCUGUCACUUUGUCACACGAGAAUUUUGACUCCACUUUGUGACCAGAUAAACUUCCUGCUUCCUAGCUUCUUGGAGUCAGCUAAAGGGAUCUGAAAACCAACAUAAAUGCCUGGAGCCAACCCUGGCAGGAAUUUGACAGUCUUAAUAUUGUGUUCAAAAGGCAAGAUAGGAUUUCCCUGUGUUCUGUAAAGACGUCUGUGAACAGAGCUUGUGUGGUUUGCUGGGUCAAACGAUGUUUCCAACCUACACUCUAUCUCAUUGCCACUUUAACUAUUUUUAGUCCUAUUUAUUAAGUAAUGCAGUUUGUACUUUUUUAUUUUGUAACAUUUUGUGAUUUUUUUUGUACAAUACUGUAUUUGUAUGAUAGAGCAAUUCCCAGCUGAUGGAAUGAAUAAAAUGGCAGAAUUUUACUUUUA